UUUUUUUAAAAGUAUUUUCCUUGGUUUUGUACUUACCCUGGCCUUCAUAUGCAACAGAUUGAAAUUUCAAUCCUCUUAAUGGAUGCUUUUUUGUGUCAAUGGCCAAUUUUGAUGAUGGUGCUGCUCACCCUCAAGAUGAUGACAUUGCUGGUUUGCAUAUAUUCCAGAAGAGCAGAUCGGUGGGGCAAUGCAAGUUUGAGGUCAGUCGACAUUGCACCUGCAGAGAACGCCAACAAUGGUUUCUCUAAUUCGUGGAAAGUUUAUGUUUCUGCUUUGGUG
Messenger RNA from Linum tenue, 279 nucleotides. NCBI's taxonomy places the organism in Eukaryota, Viridiplantae, Streptophyta, Magnoliopsida, Malpighiales, Linaceae. The record is from the annotation of a GenBank genome assembly.